Castor canadensis (American beaver) is the source of this 1764-nucleotide messenger RNA. NCBI's taxonomy places the organism in Eukaryota, Metazoa, Chordata, Mammalia, Rodentia, Castoridae. The record is from RefSeq and is a predicted model, not a curated record.
AUGGAGGAGGACCCGGCGUACGACACCCACGGCCUGCUCCCCCUGGAGAGGCAGCUCCACCAGGCUGCCCGACAGAACCACAUCGGAAGGAUGAAGGAGCUGAUCCAGAAGGUUGACAUCAGGGCCAGAAACCACGUGGGCAGGGUGGCCCUGCACUGGGCUGCAGGUGCUGGGCACGAGCAGGCUGUGCGGCUGCUGCUGGAACACGGCGCAGCUGUGGAUGAUGUGGACAUGGUAGGCACCUCAGGGAGGCGUGUCUGUCUAUGUUUUGGGAUGAAUGCGCUUCUCCUGUCUGCCUGGUUUGGCCACUUGCAGGCCCUCCAGAUCCUGGUCAGCUCCAGGGCUAAGAUCCACUGUGAGAACAAGGACGGCCUGGCUUUAUUGCACUGCGCAGCCCAGAAAGGUCAUGUGCCUGUGCUGGUGUUCAUAAUGGAGAACCUGGAGGAUGUAGCCUUGGGCCAUAAAGACAAGCUGGGAAGGACUGCGUUUCACAGGGCUGCUGAGCACGGGCAGCUGGAUGCUCUGGACUUCCUCGUGGGCUCUGGCUGUGACCACAGUGUCAAAGACAAGGAGGGGAACACAGCCCUUCACCUGGCUGCCGGCCGGGGCCACGUGGCUGUGCUGCAGCGACUUGUGGACAUCGGAUUGGACCUGGAGGAGAAGAAUGCAGAAGGCCUCACCGCCCUGCAUGCGGCUGCAGAAGGGACCCACGCCGACUGUGUGCAGCUCCUCCUCAGAGCUGGCAGCAACGUGAAUGCCCUCACCCAGAAAAAGCGAAGCUGCCUCCACUACACGGCCCUUGGUGGCUCUGAGGACGUAUCCCGGGCCCUUGUCCACGCGGGAGGCUGCACCAACGUGGCUGAUCAUCAGGGCACCUCUCCUCUGCACCUUGCUGUGAGGCACAACUUCCCUGCCCUGGUCCAGCUCCUCAUUGAUGCCCACAGUGACCCAGAUGCCAUGGACGGUAGGCAGCAGACACCUCUCCACCUCGCCGCAGAGAACGCCUGGCAGGACAUAGCGGAGAUGCUCCUCCUCGCUGGGGUGGACUUGAACCUGAGAGAUAAGCAAGGAAAAACCCCGCUGGCAGUGGCCGCCCGCAGCAACCACGUCGGCCUGGUGGACAUGAUCAUCAAGGCGGAUCGUUUCUACAGAUGGGAGAAGGACCACCUUUCAUGCAGAGACUCCAGCCACCCCUCUGGGAAGAGCCUAACCUUUAAGCAGGACCAUCGUCAGGAAAUGCAGCAGCUCCGCUCUGUGCUGUGGCGACUGGCCUCCAGGGAUCUGCGGCCCCAGGAGUGGAAGAAGCUGGCAUGUUCCUGGGAGUUCACCGAGGACCAUGUCUACGCCAUUAAGCAACAGUGGACAGGCACCAGGAGCCACCAGGAGCACGGCCACCGCAUGCUUCACUGGCUGCAUGGCGUGACCACGGCUGGCGAGGACCCCGGCAAGGCGCUGUUUGAGGGCCUCGUGGGCAUCGGCAGAAGGGACCUGGCUGGUGAGAGUUCCUCUGCUCGGCUCUGCUUGGGAGGGGUGGCCGAUGGUGGGAUGCUGCAGGGCUGUUCAACCAAGAUGUGUGACCCUGGCUCUGAACCUUCCAGAUUUCUGGUCCUCCCUCUGCCUCCUCCUCAAACCCUGAGGAAGAGAAUUGAGCAAGCCAUCGUGCAUCCUGGCCCAGUUCCCCAUCAGCACAGCAAGGUGGUGGUCCAAAUGAAUCUGACCUCACAGCCACCAAAACCAUGGACACUGUACUCUCUCCCUUGCUAG